Messenger RNA from Ylistrum balloti, 4479 nucleotides. Its product is annotated as sine oculis-binding protein homolog. Lineage: Eukaryota; Metazoa; Mollusca; Bivalvia; Pectinida; Pectinidae. Gene Ontology annotation, biological process: animal organ development. The record is from RefSeq and is a predicted model, not a curated record. Gene Ontology annotation, cellular component: nucleus. The transcript is spliced from 4 exons. The coding region runs from base 319 to 2796 and encodes 825 amino acids.
AGAACUUUUAUUGUUUACCCAGCGUCUUACAAAACCGAGGUCCUGCCUGGUAUUCCACGUACACAAUUACAGAGGAUUUAGCGUACAAACUGGGCAAUUUGAUACACCAGUCUUCUACCGUUAGCGCGCACAAUGCUUUGAGCUUCUACAUGCUAUGCGUGUUAUUAGUAUCAAUAUGGCGGCUCGGGUUGCAUGCAGCUCAGUUUUCAAGUCAAUACGGCUAGAUUUGGGUUUAGGCAGUAUCACAUAUUCACGGCCGCUACACGAGAAACACACAAGUAUUCUAACCGCUAAACACUUGGAGUACCUCUCUCUACCAUGGACAACUCAGACAGUGAAACCGAUGUGCCGGGUAUAGUUAGUGAACGUCAAACGGAUUCACCUGUAAAGAUUAAGGAAGAGCCGCCGGACGAUAUAAAGGAUUAUGCGGAGAAUACUAUGAAUGAGCUACUUGGUUGGUAUGGUUAUGACAAAGUAAACAGCGCAGACACAGAACAUCUAAACCUAGAGCGCUACACGAGCAUUGACGACGUGUGCUCGCCGACGGACGGCGGCAGUCGAGACGACGACAGUAUCCUUAGUGACGACGAUGAGGACAGCCUCUCCGGGCGAAGUGAUUUCUCUAGACUAAGCAGAAGUAACAGCGAGUCCAGUCUAGCUGCCCAACAUCGGAAUCUGGUUUCAGCUCUUACGAAGAAGCACGGCCUGACAGGUGCUCCAGACGGAACCUUGCCAAGUGGCUACAUUACAUGUGCGUGGUGUCAGAAACCUGGAAUCAAGCUUUUUACAUUGAAGACUUCCACCACAACGAAAGCCUUCUGUAGCGAGGUUUGCUUCACUCAGUGUCGACGUGCAUCUUUCAAAAAGAACAGAGUUUGUGAUUGGUGCAAGCAUGUUCGUCAUACUGUAAACUACGUAGACUUUCAAGAUGGCGAACAACAGCUUCAGUUUUGCAGUGCUAAGUGUUUAAACCAAUAUAAGAUGAAAAUAUUUUGUAAGGAAACGCAAGAACAUUUACAACAAAUUCAGACUCCUAAUGACAAUGUUUCGUCAUCUAAAAGUCCGGACAGACAAAUUCUAAUAACACCAGAUCUGUGGAUGAAGGAUUCGUCUCUGACAGAGGAGAAAAGUGAGAACAAAUCGACGGAGACGGCAUCUGACAGAGAUAACCACAAGGAAAGCUACAAUAACAGAGGGAGUCACAAGGAAAGUCAUCGGGAGGGUCAUAGUCACAAGGAAAAAGUGGCACACAGAGACAGCCAUCGUGAGGAGAGAGAAAAGACCAGAAAACAUUCGUCAAAGUCUGAAUGGAAGAGUGACCUACACAAGUCACAUUCUCAUAGUGAGAUAGACAGAUCUAGGAGUGUAAUGGAUCGGCUGGUUCGCGAACGCCACCGGCGAUCGUCCUCUAAGGACUCGGCUGGUCUCGCAAGUCCACAACUCGCGUCGUCGGACCCAUCACCUACGGCUACAUCGUCGGCACAGCCUAAUCCUAUGUUCGCGAACGCUGCUGGAUACCCAUCUAUGCCUAUAAUUCCGCCGCACUUGUGGGGUGCGUUCGGACCUGGAAUGCCUCCUAUGGGUCCAAUCCCUCCUUGGUUUUACGGUGGGUAUAUGCCUCCAAUACCUGGGGUUAUACCAGGAGGACAAAUUCCCAACACGGACGGUGUGCUCCGUCCACCAAACAGUCGGAUGUCUACACCAACACCAAAUAGACCGGCUCUGUCUCCAGACUCGUCAUCACCGUCAGCAACACCUAACACGAAUUUAACUGCAGCAAAACAAAGUAGCACUUCAGCAACAGUUGGUGGUACGAAGUGUUCCCAGAAAGUACCAGUACCAGGCGUGACAUCUUUAUUGACCGGAAUGGCAAACACCGGACAUACCCCAUCGGUGCUAGGGUUUGAUCCAAGUUUAGUAGGGGCAGGGUAUAGACAUGGAUCUCAAUACCUUGGUGGCAUGCCUCCAGUGACUAUGAUCAUGCCAGUUCCUUUCCCCCUACCCGUUCCCUUCCCGGUGCCAUUACCUCUGCCAUUAAAGAUGGAGCAAAUCAUGGAAGUGUAUAAUAAAAAACAAGAACAAAAGAAAACUGAAAUGAAACACGAAUCUGUUUCCCAGCGGAAACAAAUUGAUAAGCAUGUUGGCGAACCCGAAAGAAACCACAGAAUAAAAGUUGAAUUAAGUGACUCUAGUGAUUCAGAGAUUGUAAAGAAACACGAUAAAACAUCGCUUCACUGUGUGUCAUAUUCAGAGAGGGCAAGUAGUGUUACCUCUUGUCCAGACCUAUCCGACAUCCAUUCGUCAGCGCAUGACUUAUCAACGCGGAAGCGACCUUUGACACCACGACUUGACGGAUCGUUGGAUCUGAGUAAGAGGCCGAGAUCGGAGGCGAAUGCCUCGCCAGACUCUUAUGACGGCGUCAUCGAUUUAUCAAUGGACAGUUCUAUGAUAAGGUAUAAAAUGUCGCCGGGUAAGGAAAAUAGAGAAACAAAUGAAUCCGAUAUAUCUCAGGAUGGUGAAGAAAGAGACAUUUCCAAUGGCGAAUUAGGUUUGAAAAUUCCUAGAAUUCAUAUCAUUACACCGCGAAGUGAACCGCCACUAAACCAGCAACUUCCGCUUCCUCCAGCGGAACACAAAUAUUCAAACAGAAGGGGACUUAUUCUUGAUGCCCCAUGUACUCCGAAUCGUCCUAGAAGCCCUUCCCCAGAGCGGAGGAACUAUGUUCGGUCGGUACCUCGUGACGUAAUGGAGGCCGCAAGACGGCGCUGUCUUCGCGCUAGAAUUCGUACAAAGUAACUUCACUUAGAGGACGUGGUCGUGUGCAAUGCAGUUGUUAAAUUUUCUUGGAAAGUUACUUUGGAAAAGAUUACUUGUACCGUUAUGAUCUGUAUGAUUUUUCAUUAAACGGUCAUAAAUGUGCUGCGUAUGAAGUGACGUUCUUAGGAAUGAAAAGAAGCAACAAAGAAAAACUUGGCUACUUUGAUAUCUUCUAAACCAAUCCUUAAUCAUUUUAUAAACUUACAUGUGGAUAGCUUCUUUGAAGAUUGUUUUGAUAAUAUAUACAAUGUACCGUAGUUAGGCAUGUUGUAGAAACUUUAUACAAGGGAAAUAACUCAAUUUUCGGUAAUGGUAUCACUUCGAAUUUAUUUCCCGUUUCAAUUGGUCCGUGUUGUGUUAAAAACGCGGUUUCCUUAAAUGGAGCAAACAUAUUUCAAGGAGAUAACAGAAAUAUUCACUGAUUGGUAUAUAUGAACCGAUGCACACAGACAGCCUGCCAUAGAAACGUGACCUUUGUAUUAGCUGUUAUGCUUUUUCUUUGUUAACAAAGUGCUAACGUGAUUGUAAUUUAAUUUAUUUUGUUGUGUUUAUAUGUGGUACAUAUAUAUAUAUUCUCAUCGACAUGUGUUUUUGUAACGGAAAAAAAUUGUUUAUUAAUUCUUAUUUCAAUUCUAACCUUUCCUUUCCCUACAGAAGAAUAUGUUUAAGUUUAAGAUCGCAACCAAAUUGUAACUCUACCAUAUUAGAUGUUCGUUCAUGUUACAGUAAAAUCAAGUUGACGUCAGCUGAUACACAACAAUUCCCGUGAUGAUAAAACUAUCGGAAGGCAAUCUGAAGUGUUUUCGAAAACGUAGGGACUGCACUUAAUUAUCUACACCGUACUGAUAUCAAAAAUUUAAAACAUUUACUGAUUAGCGAAAUAACACAGAACUAAUAACUCAAUUUAAAGACCUAUUUUGACUGUGAAUAUUUAAAGCUGUUUUUUUUAUGUAUUUCAGUAUGUACAUGUUUACCUUAUCGUCUAGACAUUCGACGGUCAUUUAAUUUUUCUUUUAUUUUUAAAUGUUUAGAUGUUAAUUCUUAACAAGGAGAAAAUUACUAUUUUGAGCCUUGGAUCCAAUUUCAUUCCAGCCAUUUCUUUUUUAAUUUAAAAAGUCGUCUUUGAAUACAAUUAUAACAGUUUAAAACGAAUAUGCCAAGAUAUGUUAAAGAAAGUUUUAUCAAGCGACGCUGCUCCAAAUGUGACCAGAUAGGUUUUGGUGUGAGGAGUACGGUUUACUGUACAUUAUGUGAACAUGGCAGUUGACUAGGUUUUGUUUUAUCAAUAUCACUAAGAACUAUGUUAAUCUAUUAUCCUCAUUCAGUUAAUUUAUUCUAAAACGAUAUCUUACUUACCUAUCCUGAGACACCAGAAAUGAUAUAUGUCCCUGACAUAAUCUCUUUGAAAAGAUCUUAUUGAGUUUUACUCUAAUACUGCCAAUAUGUGUACUUGUAUACAACUGCAUGGACAAUGAAAGCUUGUCAAUAUGGUUUACACUGAUUCUAGGUAUGAGAAACACGCCUUCACUCACUUCAGUACGUAUCAAUUGCAUAGCAAUAGUAUUUGUAUCGAUAUAGAGCUUACGUUAAUUUGUCCAUAUUAAAGUUUCUGUUGCGAAGGUUGGAAUUUAUUUGCGUAAUAAAAUUUUGUUGAUAACACAA